Nerophis lumbriciformis (worm pipefish) is the source of this 5491-nucleotide messenger RNA. It is a transcript of the gene nsun5, whose product is annotated as NOP2/Sun RNA methyltransferase 5. Gene Ontology annotation, biological process: rRNA base methylation. The record is from RefSeq and is a predicted model, not a curated record. Gene Ontology annotation, molecular function: RNA methyltransferase activity. Gene Ontology annotation, cellular component: nucleolus. Lineage: Eukaryota; Metazoa; Chordata; Actinopteri; Syngnathiformes; Syngnathidae.
GUGCCAUAAUAGAAUAUACAUUAAUUUAUGUAUGUGUGUUGUUUAAAAUACUAAAGGUGCACCGCCAUCAAACUAAAAAAAAAGAACGUUAUCGAAAAUAAUUCAGCUUGAACAAUUUGGAAUGAUUAGCCGGACGCAUCAAUGACGUCAGACACCGGAGGAUUAACUUCCGGGUUGACGGCGAGACCUUCCACGCACGUGUCAACGCGCAACAUGUUGGAUUUUGUUACAAAGUCGUUUAUUGUUUAUUCCUGAACGCAAACAUCUGAAGGAGUUAUGUCUCCAAAAGGCAGCGAGGACGUGUUGUUGUUUACUCGCUAGCCAGUUAGCAUAGCCAAGCAGCUAGCUGGGUGUAGUUAGCAUAGCCAAGCAGCUAGCUGGGUGUAGUUAGCAUAGCCAAGCAGCUAGCCGGGUGUAGUUAGCAUAGCCAAGCAGCUAGCCGGUUGUGGUUAGCAUAGCCAAGCAGCUAGCUGGGUGUAGUUAGCAUAGCCAAGCAGCUAGCUGGGUGUAGUUAGCAUAGCCAAGCAGCUAGCCGGGUGUAGUUAGCAUAGCCAAGCAGCUAGCCGGGUGUUGUUAGCAUAGCCAAGCAGCUAGCCGGGUGUAGUUACCAUAGCCAAGCAGCUAACCGGGUAUAUUUAGCAUAGCCAAGAAGCUAGCUGGGUGUUGUUAGCAUAGCCAAGCAGCUAGCCGGUUGUAGUUAGCAUAGCCAAGCAGCUAGCUGGGUGUAGUUGGCAUUGCCAAGCAGCUAGCCGGGUGUAGUUAGCAUAGCCAAGCAGCUAGCUGGGUGAAGUUAGCAUAGCCAAGCAGCUAGCCGGGUGUAGUUAGCAUAGCCAAGCAGCUAGCCGGGUGUAGUUAGCAUAGCCAAGCAGCUAGCCGGGUGUAGUUAGCAUAGCCAAGCAGCUAGCCGGGUGUAGUUAGCAUAGCCAAGCAGCUAGCUGGGUGAAGUUAGCAUAGCCAAGCAGCUAGCUGGGUGUAGUUAGCAUAGCCAAGCAGCUAGCCGGGUGUAGUUAGCAUAGCCAAGCAGCUAGCCGGGUGUAGUUAGCAUAGCCAAGCAGCUAGCCGGGUGUAGUUAGCAUAGCUAGCAGCUAUCUGGGUGUAGUUAGCAUAGCCAAGCAGCUAGCUGUGUGUAACCAUGGCGCUGUACGCCAAGGCGGCAGAGAUCCUGGAGAAGGUGGAGCAGCAUCAAGGCGCGGUCAAGACGCUGGUGUACGCCAGCAAGUUCAGCAACAUCAAGCAGCUCUUCGCUCUGGUGUGUGAGACCAGGAAGUUCUCGGCCGUCCUGCAGGAGAUCAUCCUGGCCUCCAAGCUGCUGAAGAGCACCAAGAUGAAGAUGCACCUGGCCAAGGUGCUGGUCUACGACCUGCUCCUGGGCCAGGGCCUCAAGUGCGGCGGCUCCUGGAAGGCGCUGAUGAUGAAGCAGCGCUCCCGGCUGCAGGCCGAGCUGGCCCGCAUGAAGGUCCGGCAGAAGGUGAGCAGGAACGAGGACUUGCUGGCCAGCAGCACCAGGCAGUCCGAAGGAGACCUGCUGCCCAGGUACGCGCGUGUCAACACCCUGAAGACCACGGUGGAGGACGCCGUGGACUACCUAAAAAGGGAGGGCUUCUCCUACCGGGGUGAGGCCUCCACACUAGAUGAGCUCACCUUGAAGGGCCGGGAGUUUGUGAAGGACCUCCACCUGCCCCAGCUGCUGGUCUUCCCGCCCAAGACGGACUUCCACCAGCACUUCCUGUACAAGGCGGGACACCUCAUCCUGCAGGACAAAGCCAGCUGCCUGCCCGCCUUCCUCCUGGACGUGGCGCCCGGCAGUCACGUCAUCGACGCCUGCGCCGCCCCCGGCAACAAGAGCAGCCAGCUGGCCGCCGCCAUGGAGAACCGGGGCAAGCUGUUUGCCUUCGACCUGGACGCCAAGCGCCUGUCCACCAUGGCCACCUUGCUGCUGCGAGCAGGUGUCACCUGCCAACACCUGGCACACCAGGACUUCCUGCAGGUGGACAGCCAAGCUGACAUCUACCGGGAAGUGGACUACAUCCUGCUGGACCCUUCCUGCAGCGGCUCUGGCAUGGUGUGCCUGCAGGACCCUGGCUCCUCCCCCUCCACGCCCCCUGAGCAGCUGGAAAGUCGCUUGCGUGCGCUGGCGUCCUUCCAGCUGCGCUGCCUCAAUCACAGCCUGACUUUCCCCCGCCUCAAACGUGUGGUGUACUCCACCUGCUCCACCUACCGCCAGGAGAACGAGGACGUGGUCUCUGCCUGUCUGCAACACAACCCUGCCUUCAGGUUAGUAGAUGUGUUACCAGAGUGGCCUGAGCGUGGUCUACAUCCAGUGAGUCAGUGUGUACGUGCCAGUGUCAGCAAGACACGCACACAAGGUUUCUUUGUGGCCGUGUUGGAGAGAUGCCAUCCAGCAGGUCAUGUGACUCCACCUCUCCAAAUAAGACUAGUGGAUGAGAGGUGUGUCAGCCAUCAAGGUGAUGACAUCACAGCUGCACCACACAACAACAAGACUAAGAAGAAGAAGAAGAAGAAAAAGAAAAUAGCUGAAGAUGAUCAGUGAUUGGACCGAGUGCAGAAGGCGAAGCUUAAUCUAUGGCAGACUUGGACUGGAGAGCCCUGUGAUGAGGUGGUGACUUGUCCAGGGUGUACCCCACCUUCCACCCCAAUGCAGCUGGGGUAGGCUCCAGCACCCCCCGCCACCCCGAAAUUUAGAAAAAACUGCAAUAAAAUGUACUUUGCUUUCAAAUAUUUGAAUUACACAAUCCAAUCUUUUUAGAGAGUCUACUUAGUUGAAAUAAAAGAUAUAAGAAAUAAAAUAAAAUAUAUAAAAACAAAAUAUAAAAUAGGUUGAUUGGCAACACUAAAUGGUCCCUAGUGUGUGAAUGUGAGUGUGAAUGUUGUCUGUCUAUCUGUUGGCCCUGUGAUGAGGUGGUGAUUUGUCCAGGGUGUAAACCGCCUUCAGCCCGAUUGUAGCUGAGAUAGGCUCCAGCGCCCCCCGCGACCCCGAAAGGAAUAAGCGGUAGAAAAUGGAUGGAUGGAAGAUAUAAAAAAUAUAUAAAACAAGAUAUAAAAAAUAAAAUAUAAGAUAUAAAAACAAGAUAUGAAAAAUAAAAUAGAUAAAAAGGAGGGACCAGCAGGGUCAGCUGCACCUGGCAGAGGACAGCCAGUGAAGGACCACACCCCACGUGGGCAGAAAGGUGAGACGCCCCACAACUGGACGGGAAGACCGCCCCCGUACUCCGGAGAGCAUGGCGGGUCCACCCCAGAACACCACAUCAAAGUCAGCCACCCCAGGACCAUGGGAACCACCGACCCUACCUGCAGGGACCCCAACCAUGGAGAUGGAACAUCCAGCAACUGCCCUGUCAAAUCCUCCCCCGACAUACAUAUGUACAUAUAUACGUAUGUAUGUAUGCAAUGUAAACUAAUACAUAUGUACCGUAUGUAUGAGUGACAGUGUAACAUGCAGAGGUAGAGUGAGUGCAUGUAUUUAUAAACAUAUGUAUACACACGUUUAUACAUAUGUAUACACAUAUAUGUAUAUACAUAUGUAUACACGUGUAUACAUGUGUAUGUAUAUGUAUAUAUAUAUAUAUGUAUACAUAUAUAUAUAUAUAUAUAUAUAUAUACAUAUGUAUACACAUGUAUAUACAUAUAUGUAUAUAUAUAUAUGUGUACAUAUGUAUACACAUGUAUAUACAUAUAUGCAGUGUUGGGUUAGUUACUGAAAACCAGUAACUAGUUACAGUUACUAGUUACUUUAUUUCAAAAGUAACUCAGUUACUUACACCAAAAAGUAAUGCGUUACUGUGAAAAGUAACUAGUUACUUCUUUUUUUUCUUCUUUUUUUUUUUAAAUCUCCCAUUAAUGCCCUUUUAGCCUUCAUUUCAGUACUGUUAUUGCACUGGAGAAUAAUACAAUCUGUUGAUCAACUUGACAUGCAUUUUUAUUUUCCUUUUAACAUAAUGAAAAACAGUGCAACAUAAAAAGGCAUUCCUCCUUUCUUUAAACUUGGACCAAUGACCAUUAAUAAAAAACAACUUAAAGUGCAACAUAAGAAAGCACAUCAUCUUCCUUGAAAGAUAGGUAGUGAAAUAAAGCCUGACAUCUGGAGUGAUGCUGCUGUCUUCCACACUUGGAGCCAUGGAUUGUAGAAUCCUUGUUUUCAGUGGCAGGAUCAGUGACACAGAUGGUGAAGUUUCAGUGCUCAGUAGAGAUGUAACAGUUUUGAGGGGUUUAAGCACCUGGAGGACCUCCUCUGCCACUCUCACAUCAUCAUCAGAGAGGGUGAUGUCUUUGACAUUUGUCUUCAGGGUGUUGUGGGUCAAUGCAGAGUAUAUAGCUGCCUGCUGCUCCAACACAUCAUAAGUGGAGUUCCACCUCAUUGGGACAUCAUGUAUGAGUUUUAUGAGUAGUCAGCUUUAGCAUUUCUUGCUUUGUCUUAAACACAUGAGCAGCUGUUGUGCUUGGGUGGAAGUAGGAAACCUCCUUCCUGAUCCUCCCAAGGAGGCGCUCCAUCCUAUUGACUGAGAUGUGAUGCCAAAUUCACUACAUGUGCAAAGCACCUAUCUGUGGUCCCAGUCCUGCCUCAUUCUCUGUAAUUAUUUGAUUUUUGGCAUUAUCACGUGUGACUGGGAUAUCUUUAUCUUCCAUUCCUCCACUGCUUGUGUCAGUACCUGCGCAAGGUGACUCUCGUAGAGGGGGCGUGUCUUCUCAUCUCCUAGUCUGCUGUGAUGAAGUGAGCGCUUAUAGUUCCCCUGGACGUCCACCCGUCUGUCGUGAGCGCAACAGAUGAUGCUCGGGAUAGUUCAUCCACAACUUUUUUGUACUCCUGCUCAUAAAGAUCUGGCACAAUCUUAUCGCUGAAGUAGGUGCGCGACGGGGUGUCGUAACGUGGCUCAAGCACGUUCAGCAUGUGUUUAAAACCCUCGUUUUGCACAACGGAGUCUGCACCUAUAAACACACCGAUUCAAUGGCGCAGGGCGUUCAAGCUCCUCCGUUACUCCGCUCGCCAUGACCGCGCUGUGUGUGGACUGAACGUGCCAACAACUUCUUUUUUUUUUGAUGAGGUGGCGACUUGCCGCCUUCCGCCCGAAUGCAGCUGAGAUAGGCUCCAGCACCCCCCGCAACCCCAAAAGGGACAAGCGGUAGAAUAUUGGAUGGAUGGAUAUCAAACCGCGGAUCACGUGUGUCCCUCCCCUCCCCACACACGCCUCUUUUCUUCUCUCCGGCGUGUGACAGAGGAAGAUUCAGAAGAACGACACCGCAGCGCUUGUUUCUAGUCGAUACUAAAAAAUAACGUAAAAUAACGCAGUAACGCAUCAUGUAGUAACGGUAACUGAGUUACUGGAUAUAAAAAAUAACGCGUUAGAUUACUCGUUACCGCCGAAACUAACGGCGUUACAGUAACGCGUUACUUUGUAACGCGUUAGUCCCAACACUGCAUAUAUGUAUAUAUAUAUGUGUACAUAUGUAUACACAUGUAUAUACAUAUGUAUGC